GUAUCCAUUAAGUUCAACGGAAUUAUUAGGUGAGUUGAGUAAAUAAAGAAAUAAUAAAAAGGGAAAAUAAAUAACCGGUAAUAAUCGUCGUUCACACAAAAGCUCUAAAUAAAAAGGUCGAAGAGAGGCACUGCCGGAAGGGAACAACCACCGUCUUUCAAUUUUCCGGCGAUCUCCUCGUUUCUUCCACCUGCGAUCUAAUAUCCCAACAAUCAAACAUGACUACAUCAAGACGCCUUGCAGUUAGGAAGGUGGAGAAGUUUGAGAAAAACAUCACAAAAAGAGGAAGUGUGCCAGAAACCACUGUUAAGAAAGGAAAAGACUAUCCUGUUGGCCCCGUGCUGCUUGGUUUCUUCGUCUUUGUUGUUAUUGGAUCAUCUCUCUUUCAGAUAAUCAGGACAGCAACGAGUGGAGGCAUGGCAUAAUGGAGCUUUGAGUUGGACUGUGUCAUCUUCUCUUUCUUAGCCCUGUAGAAAAUAUGACUAUACUUUUCUACAUGUACUUGGACUGUACCCAGUUCCUGUUCAUGUUUUGAUGAAGUUUUAAGGAUUUUUAAUUAUACAACUAUUGCGCCUCUUCUCUUUAAUUUUACGUAAUACGGCAGAUUGGUUUUUUA
This is a messenger RNA of Cicer arietinum (chickpea), 616 nucleotides long. RefSeq lists its product as uncharacterized. The record is from RefSeq and is a predicted model, not a curated record. Gene Ontology annotation, biological process: endoplasmic reticulum unfolded protein response. NCBI's taxonomy places the organism in Eukaryota, Viridiplantae, Streptophyta, Magnoliopsida, Fabales, Fabaceae. Gene Ontology annotation, cellular component: endoplasmic reticulum.